Messenger RNA from Cladophialophora immunda, 4470 nucleotides. RefSeq lists its product as uncharacterized. The transcript is spliced from 2 exons. The record is from RefSeq and is a predicted model, not a curated record. Gene Ontology annotation, biological process: protein phosphorylation. Lineage: Eukaryota; Fungi; Ascomycota; Eurotiomycetes; Chaetothyriales; Herpotrichiellaceae. The coding region runs from base 975 to 3686 and encodes 903 amino acids. Gene Ontology annotation, molecular function: ATP binding; protein serine/threonine kinase activity.
CUUUGGAUGCUGCCACCAGCUGCCAUUUCUUAAAUCCCUUUUUCUCUGCCUCGUCGAGCUUCUUUUCGCUGGGCUGCCCAACGACCUCGCUCUGCACAUAGUUUUGCCAUCAUACCACUUUCUGCAUCCCGCUCUCACUCCAUCUCCGUGUUUCCCUUGGACUUCCACCCCAAAAACCUUGAGUCUUCGCCCCCCAGAAGAGGACCUGGGCCUGCCGCCCGCCUACUUUUCUCCAAGUCACACUUUUUUGACCUUUCGCCCUGCAACUCGAUUAUAUCACCCACCGUCCUCCCGUUCCUGACGAGCUUGCCGUCGUUAUCUUUGACCUCUACCACCAAAUCGCCACCUCAGAUCCGAAAUUUUUCAUUCGAGUCUCACCCUUCACUGAAGGUCCGGAUGGCCGCUGCUCAGAGUUAAAAGUCUCUGCAAACCAGCUCCGAGAAAGCCCUGCGAUCCUUGCCGACCGAUUUUCCGAUUUUCUCCAAAUUCUGCAACUCUUCCGUCACUCGUCCUUCCAGCCUGCCGUCCGGGAAUCUCAGGAACCAAAACACCCCUCCCUGCACGGGUGAGUGCGGCGACAUUUAGCCCGACACUUCACAAACAAGAGUUGGUUUGAAAGAGGAGGAAAACCAGAGUGGAAGGCCGCCAACAUGGCGCAGACUGGAGUCAACCCACAUGCAGCUGCAGCUGCAGAUCUGUUGAGACAAGCCAUGGCCCAGAAGUAUGUCCCGAUCUUUUCCCUUUGAGCAACCAAGUUUCGUGUUGGGAAAGAGCUGUGUAUGGCUGGCCAUGUGGAUGGCGGGGUUGAUUCCUACCCCAGCCUCGGUUUUGAGGAGUUCCAAACAAAUUGGGGCCUGGUCACCUUGGCCUCUUAAAAGACCCAUGACCUUGUGAGUCGAGUCUUCGGGCUCACGGGUCAUGGAAAGAAAUACAUUGUGUGCCCGACAGGCGAGCAGGACUCAGAGGCAGCUACCAUGUUCCGCCCGCUCGGUUUGGGCUCUGGCUAUGCUGCAGCUGGAACGUCGUCAUCGUCGAAGAAUUCUCUGCUUGGACGUGCGAAUCCUCUGAAUCUUCUAGCUAACCUCCCGAAUAGCAGUGCGAGACACGAAAACCGAGAGGACUUUCACGAUCAGAUUGGAUCGAAUUCACCCACGCCCUCAGGUGUAGAGACACCGCGUCCAGACCUCCACGACAAGCGACUGCCGGGGAUAAUACACGGGUAUUUUGGCCAGGUGGGUAGAGAUCCUUCUCAGCGUACACCGUCACGGUCAUCUCAAGCUGCCACAAACCCUGAACCUGAAACCGAUCAACAUGACAUGGGAGAGCCCGCAAAAGAGAGUGAGAGGCGGCGAAGUUCGUCUGCUUCGUUGGGUUCUAUGGUGAUGGUGGAGCGAGAACAAGCUUCCAUUCAAACACCGCCACCGGAUGAGCCGCCUGAAGAGUCUGCACCACCCGUCUCAGAUGGUGGCACUUCUCAAUUACCACCCACGCCAAUCUCGUCCGCCGCAUCCGUGGUGCAUAGGGAUGGCGAAGUGGCAGAGAAUGGCGGGUCCCUCCUAGAUGGUGGUAUAGCUUCCAUCACGCAGGCUUUGAGGAAUUUCGUGCUUCCCAAGUCUGUGUCCGGGGUGAAAGACCGCCGCCACCAGUCCUUACCCGUUUCAGGUGUCACUAAAAGCACCGUUUCGGCCGCACAUAUCUCAAACCCUGCAUCGUCCACGCAUUCUUCGAGACCACAGAGCCCCAAGUCUCCUUCUCCAAGUCAUGCUAAGCUACCACCGUCUGCAAUUUUAAAAGGGUCAGAUGAGCUAACUUCCAACGUGGCCGACGGGCCGCGUGAAAAGAGCACCCCUCCUCAUACCCCUCGAGCCUUGUCCCAAGAAGAUCAUCGGCGGGCCGAUACUCGGUCGCCCCUUUCGAGCGCCAGUACCACCGUCAGUGAAGCAAAUUCUCAAGUCGAGAAGCGAUCUCUAGCCAAAGAUGAAAUACCCAACAGCACGCCAAGAGGCAAGCUCUCCAUCAAGAUUGCGGAAGGUCGGGACUUGAAGCCAUCAUUUGAUCCCUACGUAGUCUGCCAAUUUGAAUGGAAUGAGUACGUGUCCAAAGGGCCGAGACAUGACAAGAUGGAUGUCGACGUUGAUGACCGGAAAGGUCCGGUUGGUCAACUACAGUCAGUCCGGCGGACUGACAGUGACAUGGGAAAGCCAAUGGCUAUUCCCAUGAGAAGUCGCCAAAGCAGCACGAAUGGAGAUGGCAGAGUCAGCGAUCCCCAGUGGGAUCACGAAGCCAUCUUCGACGUCGUCAGCGAUCAAUCAGAAUUGGACGUGACGGUCUACGACCGCCACGCAGAAACAUUCCUGGGGCAUAUUCGAUUAUGUUUAAAGUUGACAGAGCAAAAUCCCACCCUGGAAGGCUUUUUCAAACUGGAACCCCGUAGCCCAGAAGACCAUGAUAUUACCGGCGAAAUUCACAUCCGAAUGCACUUUUCUCCGGUCGAAAAGAAACAUGUCGGUCCGAACGAUUUCCAGAUCCUAAAGCUGAUCGGGAAGGGAACCUUUGGACAAGUUUAUCAAGUCCGGAAAAAGGACACCGGCCGCAUUUACGCCAUGAAGGUCCUGUCAAAGAAGGUCAUAAUCCAGAAAAAGGAGAUCCAGCACACCAUAGGCGAACGAAACAUCCUGGUUCGAACGGCAACCACAGAAUCGCCUUUCAUUGUGGGCCUCAAAUUCUCAUUCCAAACUCCUACCGAUCUUUAUUUGGUCACCGACUUUAUGUCAGGAGGCGAGUUGUUCUGGCAUCUUCAAAAGGAAGGCCGAUUCAAAGAAGACCGAGCCAAAUUCUACAUUGCCGAGCUUAUUCUUGCCCUCAAGCAUCUGCAUCAAUCCGACAUCGUCUAUCGAGAUCUCAAGCCCGAAAACAUCCUCCUCGACGCAAAUGGGCACAUUGCACUGUGUGACUUUGGUCUCUCCAAGGCCAACUUGGCACAGGACGACACUACCAAUACCUUCUGCGGAACGACCGAGUAUCUAGCUCCUGAAGUGUUGCUCGACGAACAAGGCUACACCAAGAUGGUAGACUUUUGGUCCCUCGGCGUGCUCGUGUUUGAAAUGUGCUGUGGGUGGAGUCCAUUCUAUGCGGAAGACACUCAGCAGAUGUACAAGAACAUCGCAUUCGGCAAAGUGCGAUUUCCGAGAGAUGCCUUGAGCACCGAGGGUCGAAACUUUGUCAAGGGACUGCUGAACCGCAAUCCCAAGCACCGACUUGGCGCCCACGGAGAUGCGGAGGAACUGAUGCAACAUCCCUUCUUUGCGGAUAUUGACUGGGAUGCGCUUGGCAAGAAGAACUUGGUGCCUCCUUUCAAGCCCAAGUUGGCGUCAAUCGCCGACACCUCCAACUUUGACCCCGAGUUCACCAACGCCCUCAAUACCUCGUCUUCUCUGAAUGCCCGCGCAGCUGCUUUGGCUGCUGGAGCUGCACCAGCAUCGACGCCGUUGUCACCCACCAUGCAGAACGCCUUCCAAGGAUUCACGUUUGUGGACGAGAGUACCAUGGAACAGCAGUUCGGCGGGGCGCGGGAUGCCGAAGAUCAUCGGGUCGAUGACAAUUUCCUUGCCCGGACGAAGACGCUCGAGCACAGAAUGAGCGGUGUACAGAAGACGGGAGAGGAUGGCUUCUUUUUCGAGGAAUGAGGCACGAGAAGCGAUUAGGCGCCUAUGCCGUUGUUGGAUACCUGAGCCCGAGGCGCGAACCACUCCAGGCACAGCGUUCCCAAUGUGGCUCGCUAAUCCCGCGCACAGCUGCGCGUCGGAUCCGGUGAUAAUACCCAGAGGGGGAAAGGGACAACCAAAAAGCCACCAUACGUUCUUAAUGACUGUCUGUGCAUAGCGUUGCUGAUGCUCGUACAUGUUUUGACGCGGGCUUGACCCGGCAUGGACGAUUGCAUACCCACAAACAAAAAGCAAAACUGUUUUAAUUUUCUCGUUGUCAUUGUUUUCCAUGCGCUACGUUCUAACGACUCGGGGGAUUUAUUGGGCUAUCAUGACCUGGCGAGAUCAGAUGAGAUUGAGAUGAGACGAGAUGAGACGAGAUGAGACGAAAAGGGAUUUUGAGCAAGUGACAAGAAUCCCGACGACCCCAGUUCCAAUUUGACACGGUUUGGGCGGCGGCCCUGCCUGGAGAGAUGGAUGGUACAUGGCUUCCUUGCCCUUGAGGAAGCAAGCAAGCAUGCCUGUAUGUAUGUAGGAGCCUGAGCUGACUCAAAAGGGAAAAGGGGGGAAGAAAAAGCAACAAGAAAAACAGAUGACCCAGACGUCGUGGUGGUGGAGGAAAGAAACAUGGCACGAGAUGAGCAGAUCAGAGCGCGAGCGAGAGCGAGAGCGAGAGCAAGUGCAAGCAGAUUGAAACGGAACUGUAAAUCAAUCCUCCCCAAUUUUUUUUUUUUUGAGAAUCGAUAAUCUGGGUGCUCCAUUCCAA